This is a messenger RNA of Sesamum indicum (sesame), 3012 nucleotides long. Lineage: Eukaryota; Viridiplantae; Streptophyta; Magnoliopsida; Lamiales; Pedaliaceae. The record is from RefSeq and is a predicted model, not a curated record.
AACGCUCAAAUCCCUUGAGCAAACACUUGGUUGGCAUUCCGCAUGAAGGCGAACAGUGACGCCAAUACUGACAGUACCAGCUGCUGAAAUAGCAUUUUCCGAAUGGCGGGAGGCGGAGGACGGCCGUUGCGGGCGCUGAACGUGGCGGAGAAGCCUUCGGUGGCUAAAGCGGUUUCUGGUAUACUUGCGAGGAAUCCAUCAAGCGGCGGACUGAGAGUGAGGGAGGGGCGGUCCAGAUACAACAAGAUAUUCGAAUUCAACUACGCCAUUCAGAACCAGCAGUUUCACAUGGCGUUCACUUCCGUCACCGGCCAUCUCAUGGAGGUCGAAUUCGAGGAUCGCUAUCGGAAAUGGCACUCAUGUGACCCCGUCGAUCUCUACCAUGCCCCCGUCAAGAAACAUGUGCCUCAUGAUAAGUCAGACAUUGAGAAGACACUCGAGGAGGAAGCUAGAAAGUCUCAGUGGCUUAUCUUGUGGCUUGAUUGUGACAGAGAAGGAGAAAAUAUAGCAUUUGAGGUGGUAGAAGUUUGUACCCGGGCGAAUCGCAAUCUCAACAUCUGGAGAGCUCGUUUCUCUGCCCUGAUUGAUAGGGAAAUUCAUUACGCUGCACAGCACCUUAUUCGGCCUAAUCAAUUGUUUGCUGAUGCUGUAGAUGUUCGACAAGAAAUAGAUCUUCGAAUAGGUGCUUCUUUCACCCGUUUCCAAACUAUGCUUCUGAGAGAUGCAUUUGUCCUCGAUUUCACUACAGAUGACAAAAAUGUGAUCUUGAGCUACGGUCCUUGCCAGUUCUGGGAAAUCCAAUCACAUGAACCCGAAGAGUUCUGGACUAUUAACUGUACUCAUAAUUCUGAAGAAGGCACUGCUACAUUUAAUUGGAUGCGCGGGCAUUUGUUUGACUACACAUGUGCAACAAUACUAUAUGAAAUGUGUGUUCAGGAACCCACUGCUACUGUAACAAAUGUUAGACAGCAGGAGAAGCCUAAAUAUCCUCCUCAUCCUUUGAGCACAAUUGAGCUUGAGAAGCGUGCUUCACGUUACUUCAGAAUGAGUUCCGAACAGACCAUGAAGGUAGCAGAAGAUCUAUAUCAAGCUGGUUUUAUAAGUUAUCCUCGUACGGAGACUGAUUGCUUCUCAGAGAGAACAGAUCUGCAUAGAAUUGUACAAGACCAGCAAGCACACCCAAUAUGGGGCUCAUACGCCCAGCGCUUGCUGGAUCCUGAAUCAGGUCUUUGGAGAAAUCCUAGUGGUGGUGGACAUGAUGAUAAGGCACACCCACCUAUUCACCCAACAAAAUUUUCAUCUGGAGAAUCUGGAUGGAGUCAAGACCACCAUAAAGUGUACGAAUUGGUCGUUCGCCACUUCCUGGCAUGUGUUUCUCAACCUGCCAUAGGAGCUGAAACUACAGUUGAAAUUGACAUUGCUGGUGAACAAUUUUCUGCAUCUGGGAGGGUCAUAAUUGCUAAAAACUACUUGGAUGUUUAUAGAUUUGAAACAUGGGGAGGUUCUGUGAUUCCGACAUACACCUAUGGGCAACAGUUCACCCCUACAACACUGACUCUUGACUCAGGAGUUACCAGACCUCCACCUCUUUUAAGUGAAGCUGAUUUACUAAGUUGUAUGGAUAAGGCAGGUAUUGGAACAGAUGCAACAAUGCAUGAUCACAUAAAAAAGCUUCUUGAUCGAUUUUAUGCCACUAAAGACUCAAGCAUGCGUUUCUCACCUACGAAACUUGGUGAGGCACUAGUAAUGGGAUAUGAUGACAUGGGUUAUGAACUGUGGAAACCAUAUCUCCGUGCUGCAAUGGAAAGUGAUAUGAAAGCAGUUAGUAUGGGCACGAAAAGUAAAGCUGAAGUUUUGGAAGCUUGUCUACAACAAAUGAAAGCCUGCUUUCUCGAUGCUAGAUUAAAUAAAGGAAAGCUUUUUGAAGCCAUGGCUGUUUUCUUUGAGAGAUCGAACAGAUCUAAUGGCAAUGAGCCUUAUGCAAUUGGGGAUGUUCUCCGAAGAUGUGGUCUUUGCCAGGAAUCAGAUAUGGUGCUCAGAAGAAAGCCGGAUGGAAAUUUCAUGGUUGGGUGCUUGGGCUAUCCGCAAUGUAGGAAUGUCGUGUGGCUUCCUGGGUCUGUAUCCGAAGCAGCAGUUACCUCAAAUAUCUGCAGUACUUGCUCCCCAGGCCCUGUUUACAUGAUUCAAUUUAAAUUUCGUCGGCUGGAAAUACCGCCAAACUACAAUGUUGAUCAUUUGGGUUGCAUUGGUGGGUGUGAUAAUACUCUAAGGCAGCUAGUGGAAAUCUGUGGAACUGGUUCCCGCAACAACUCCAACAUGCCUGGAAGAGGGCAAGGGCAUACACAAUCAUCAAGCAGUGCCCAAAGUAAUUCCAGAAGUCAGGGUGCUUGGCAUACAGCGCAUUCUUCUAGCUCAUAUACUUCUCAGAGUUCACGAGGUCGUAGUGCACAGACUCAGGAUGCUGCUGGAGAAGAUGGAGAAUCCUCAAUUCCAUGUGCAUCCUGUGGGGCACCAUGCAAUUUGCGCACAGCUAAUACUCCAGCCAAUAGAGGAAGAAAGUUCUAUUCAUGUCAAGCUCAAGGCUGCAACUUCUUUAUUUGGGAAGAUAAUGCCAACAGCGGAGGAACAGUCCCACGAGGAAGUACCAGCAGAUCAGCAUCUACUUCCAGCAGGAGAGGUGGUCGUGGCAGGAGUAACCAAAGUCGAGGACGGGCAAAUGAUGUAGCAUUCGUUUCUGCUACUGGUGAGCCCAUAUCCGGGAGGUGCUUUGUUUGUGGCGAUCCAUCACACUUUGCAAACGCUUGUCCUAAUCGGGGGAGGUAAUGCUUCAAAUUCCGGAUUGGGGCCGGUAUAACCCAUAACUUGAAAUUAAUGCGCAUUUGGUCAUACUAAAUUUACCAUAUCUUAUGUUUAUCAACUUGAACCAUUUGCUGGUGAAUUCUAUAUUAUGUGAAGUGCCAAUCAAUCAUUUUUUAAACAUCUUAAGAUCAUUGGUGCUGCUUAAAUGGAUGU